AUGGCACCUCCAUCUCAAGUUCUUACAUUUCGUGGCCACCGCAAGUCGGUGAACACGCUACUCUGCGAAGAGGCUACGCACCCGAACGUGCUGGCCUCAGGCAGUGACGACGGCACAUGUCGGAUAUGGGACAUACGGACCACGCGAGUGACUAAGUGUCUAAACGUCAAGAAGGUAUUGUGCACUGAUAGAGAGGAUGAGACUGCCGUCAACUCGCUUGCCUUUGGAAAGUCAACGGCAGGGGCGGAGAGUGCUUACAUCUACGUGGCAGCAGGUAGGAAAGUGCUGACGUUUGACAUGCGGUGGUCAGCACUCAUUGUUGACUGUGUAAGUCGAGAGGUCUUUCCAGACAGCGAAGAUGAAAUUAACGUUCUCUCGCGACAUCCCGGCAAGCACGGCAGAUAUUUGUCGGUUCCAGACGAUACCGGUAGUAUCCGUGUGUACGAUCUGGAAAGCCACUGCUUGUUUAAGACUCUGCGCGGCCAGCAUACCAAUAUCUGCAGCGCUGCACAAUUUCGCCCGAACGCAGCAUGGGAUCUAGUGUCCGGCGGUAUGGAUGGCUUGCUGCUAUUUUGGGAUUUUUGUCGGGGUCGAGUAAAGUCUCGCAUCGAUCUCAACAUGUUGGAGGAAUCGGGUACCUGUGCUACAGCUAGCGAUGAGGGCGAAGGAUGCAGCACACAGCAGAUGUUUAAUCCGCCCUUAGUGCAUUCGAUCGUUUGCGCGCCGAACGGAAAGUCGUGCGCGGUUGGUCUGGGAGAUGCCAGUGUAGCAGUUGUCGAUUUUGGUUCGAAGCAGAUUGUGCGUCGCUUAAAACACCACAAGGCCAUGGUUUCUCAGGUUCACUUUCCAGCCUUUUGCCCGCAAGACCGGCUACUUUCUGCCGCCAACGAUGCGAAGGUGUGUUUGUGGAACUAUCGCGCAGCCCUCUCGCUUGACGCGCCCGUUGGUUGCGGCGUAAGUGAAAUGUCCAGUACUUUGGUGGUAUAG
Molecule: messenger RNA, 987 nt
Organism: Peronospora matthiolae
Lineage: Eukaryota; Oomycota; Peronosporomycetes; Peronosporales; Peronosporaceae
Source: the annotation of a GenBank genome assembly